Molecule: messenger RNA, 1592 nt
Organism: Conger conger (European conger)
Lineage: Eukaryota; Metazoa; Chordata; Actinopteri; Anguilliformes; Congridae
Gene: ass1
Product: argininosuccinate synthase 1
Exons: 15
Coding region: 185-1411 (408 amino acids)
Biological process (GO): L-arginine biosynthetic process; urea cycle
Cellular component (GO): cytoplasm
Molecular function (GO): ATP binding; argininosuccinate synthase activity
Source: RefSeq, a predicted model, not a curated record
UUAAAAUCUCGUUCGUUCAUAUAUCAUCACCUUUCUGGGAAACUGUGCUGCACUUUUGCAAGAAGGAGCCUGUUACGGAGUGAAAAGCGAACAGUCCAGGUUUGGCCACGAAAAACUCUUGCAGUCACAAAGUUCAUCGCUGUAAGAUCCCGUGUGGCUUGUUGGACUGCCAUUGGCUUACGUCAUGUCAAAAGGGACCGUGGUUCUGGCAUACAGCGGGGGGCUGGACACCUCCUGUAUUCUGGUGUGGCUCCAGGAACAGGGCUAUGAUGUCAUCACUUACCUGGCGAAUAUCGGACAGGAUGAGGAUUUUGAAGCAGCCCGCAAGAAAGCGGAGAGUCUUGGAGCCAAAAAGAUGUUCAUUGAGGACCUGCAGGCGGAGUUUGUGGAGCAGUUCAUCUGGCCCGCGGUCCAGGCCAAUGCCAUUUACGAGGACCGCUACCUGCUAGGCAGCUCCCUCGCCCGGCCCUGCAUCGCCCGCCGGCAGGUCCAGAUCGCCCGCCAGGAGGGCGCGCAGUUCGUCUCCCAUGGAGCCACCGGGAAGGGCAACGAUCAGAUUCGAUUUGAGCUCACGUGUUACGCCCUUUACCCUGAAGUGCAGGUCAUUGCUCCUUGGCGGAUCCCUGAGUUCUACAGUCGCUUCAAAGGGCGGGAUGAUCUGAUGAAGUAUGCACAGGAAAAGGGGAUCCCUGUGCCCGUGUCCCCAAAAGCCCCCUGGAGCAUGGACGCCAACCUCAUGCACAUCAGCUAUGAGGCAGGAAUUCUGGAGAACCCUAAGACUCACAGACCCUCUGACCUGUAUCUGAUGACCAAGAACCCUGAGGACUCGCCCAACACCCCCGACGUGCUGGAGAUCGAGUUCCUCAAAGUCCAGUGUGAGCGGAGGAGAACACAGGCGCUCAGAGUCCUGGGGGGCUGGCCCCCUCCGGCCCUCUCCACGCCGGGGAAGCACGGCGUUGGGAGGAUUGACAUCGUGGAGAACCGCUACAUUGGCAUGAAGUCCCGGGGGCUCUACGAGACUCCAGGGGGCACCAUCCUGUACCACGCUCACCUGGACAUAGAGACCUUCACCAUGGACCGAGAGGUCCGCAGGAUCAAGCAGGGGCUGGGAGUCAAGCUGUCUGAGCUCAUUUAUUAUGGGUACUGGUUCAGCCCGGAGUUCUCCUUCCUCCAGCACUGCAUUGAGAAGUCCCAGGAGCACGUGGAGGGCAAUGUGCAGAUCUCCGUCUUCAAGGGCCAUGUGUACGUCCUGGGACGCGAGUCACCUCGGUCGCUCUACAACCAGGAGCUCGUCAGCAUGAAUGUGCAGGGAGACUACGACCCCGGCGAUGCGUCAGGAUUCAUCAAGGUCAACGCCGUCAGGCUGAAGGAGUACCACCGGCUGCAGGGCAACGCCCAGCCCAAAAACUGAGAGGCCGGCCCCCCAGACCCCAAACCAUACCUGUGGGGUUCACCCUUCUCUCUCCUUUCGAGUGCAGAUUUUAUCGUUCUUUAUUCAGGAAUUACCUUUGGUGCCUUGUGGUCAAGGUGUGGGUUCAAGGUUUUUUUUGUGGUAAAAUGAAAGAUGAUUAAAAUCGUCUGCCAAAAAAAAA